Rana temporaria (common frog) is the source of this 1816-nucleotide messenger RNA. RefSeq names its product atypical chemokine receptor 4 (gene ACKR4). Gene Ontology annotation, biological process: immune response; chemotaxis; G protein-coupled receptor signaling pathway. Gene Ontology annotation, molecular function: chemokine receptor activity; chemokine binding; scavenger receptor activity. The coding region runs from base 177 to 1247 and encodes 356 amino acids. The record is from RefSeq and is a predicted model, not a curated record. The transcript is spliced from 2 exons. Gene Ontology annotation, cellular component: membrane. Lineage: Eukaryota; Metazoa; Chordata; Amphibia; Anura; Ranidae.
CAGCACACAAGCACUGAAUGUGUGUUAUCUGAAGUUCUCCAGAAUGCUGGGAGGAGUACUGGCUGGGUGACAACAUGGGAUGGGACUUGUCUAGCCGUUUAAAGGUUCCGCUCUAGGGUCUGUACGUAUACACAGUACUAAAAAACAAUUGGACCUUCCUCAAGAGAAACUUCAGAAUGAAGGAACAAAUUAACACAACGCUAAUGACAACAACAGAAAACUAUGAGGACUACAAAGACACAACUUUCGAUUAUGAACAUUAUGAAGAACUCUGUGUAAAGCAUGACAUCCGGAGGUUUGCUGAGGUUUUCCUCCCAGCUUUCUAUUCAGUGGCAUUUGUGAUUGGUGUUGCCGGCAAUUCUUUAGUAAUUGCCAUAUAUGCCUACUAUAAAAAGAUGAGAACCAAGACUGAUGUGUAUCUACUGAACCUAGCAGUGGCAGAUCUUUUGCUACUUUUCACCCUUCCCUUCUGGGCUGUGGAUGCAUCAAUUGGAUGGAAGUUGGGAAAUGCAAUGUGCAAGAUAACUGCAGCUUUGUAUACUAUAAACUUCAGCUCAGGAAUGCAAUUCCUGGCUUGCAUCAGCUUGGACAGAUUCUUUGCAGUGACCAAAGUAUCAAGCCAACAAAAUUUCCAAAAACGAUGCUGGGCAAUCUGUAUUUUUGUCUGGAUGACUUCCCUGAUGCUGAGCAUCACUGAUUUAUAUUUCAGUGAAGUAAAAGAACACAACGGCAAACAUGCAUGUCUUCCAAUAUAUCCCAAAGAUUCAGUAAAAGAAGUUACAGCCUUAAUUGAAAUCCUUGAGAUUGUCUUCUGCUUCGUAAUACCCUUUGUCAUCAUGUUGUUCUGCUACACGGCGAUGGCCAAGGUUCUUCUAAAGACUCCAAACAUUAAAAGGUCAAGGUCCCUCAAGGUAUUGCUGACAGUAGUAGUAGUCUUUCUGAUCACCCAGUUGCCAUAUAACAUAACCAAAUUAUGGAGAGCCUUGGAUAUCAUAUAUGGACUGAUUACAAGAUGUGAGACGAGCAGAACCAUUGACCUAAUGAUGCAAGUGACGGGGAGCAUGGCCUUGUUCCACUGCUGCCUCAACCCAUUAUUGUAUGCAUAUAUGGGGACUACAUUUAAAACUUACAUAACUAAAACCGUAAAAAGAUUUAGCUCUUGGAGAAAACAAAGAAGUGAAAGUGUGGAAGAGUAUGCCAUGUAUUCUGAAAGCCAUGUUGAAGAAACCAGUAGCUUCUCCAUCUAAAUAUCACCAGAUUGUUUGCACUAGUGGUUAUACAAAGUAGACACUGGCAACCAUAGCAUAAGCUACAAAUACAUAUGUAUAUUUGUCAGCUAACUAUUAAUACCAUCCAUAGUAUAGAGCUGCCUUUCUCAAAUUGGGUUGUAUGGUACUGUAUGGUUCCUCCAGAGAUUGCUAAAGGUUUGUUGAGCAAAGAGCAAUUUCUCUCUCACAGUUAAGCUACAACUGACCAAUGAUCUUCUUAGCUAUCUGGGGGGGGGGGGGGUUGCUCUUUCCACUGAUUUCAAAGUGUGAGGAGCUUUCUUCCAUCUGUACAGCAAGCCAAUAAUCAGUGAGCUGGAGAUAUAGUAACUAUUAGCAGAGGUUUCUUGAGACAGGAAAGUAAUUACAUGAGUUCCUCAGUGUUAGAAAGGUUGAGGAAAGGCUGGUAUAGAGAAACCAUCAUGUAAUUUGCUAAAAGCUAGUAAACUAUGGACAGUAAUGCCCCGUAUACAUGAGCAGUUUUCCCGUCGGAAAAAAGUUGUACUGAAUUUCGCUCAAGCCUGCCUUGCAUACACACGGUCACACAAAAG